UUUCAGUGCAGGAAAUAGAGAGGUUUGUUUUGUUCAUGUGUGGAGAGGAGGCUGCAGUCAGUGAUGAUUUUACAACACGCUGUCUCCUGCUGUUUAAAGGAUUUAGGCUGGGGUGAAAUGUUUUCUAAUAAUUAGUGAUUUUUGUGUUUGUUUAUUACCUGCACGGAGUUCCGUGAAAAGGAAAGCAUCCCUUUUCUGUGUUGAAUUUCACACACAGAGCGGAGCGCGUCAUUCGCAGCUACAGACAAGUCGAGCUUUUCAAUGAGAUGAUUUACUGAGAAACAAACGCGUUGAAGCUCCAGCAGAGCUCUGCGCGAUUCUGAAAGACCAAAGGAAAGUUACUCCUUGCAAAGCAUGUUGUUUGUGUUCUUUCUUUAUCACACCAGAAGUGAUGAAUAUAUUUGAAUGGGAAGGCUACAGUAAAAAAUAAAUAUUACUAAAUACAAACCGAAGGCGGUGUUUCUGAAUGCAAAGAGGAUUCCGCUAGAGCAGUCUCAAACUAAACCAGUGAAGAUGGACGUCAGUGUCUCCGUGUCGUUGUUUCAAGACGAGCUCGCCUCCACCGUCGAGCUCGCAGUGAAAGCGGCUGCAGACAGCGUCGUGUGCGCGAUUACUGAAGCUGUGAGCAGCAAAUUCACUGAAUUACAAGAGGAAAUGUCUGGAGUGAAGAGAGAGAAUGAAAGUCUGAAGCUGAGAUUGGAAAUAUCAGAGAGCGAGCUGAAAGCCGUGCGAGGGUGUAUAAACGCUGCACAUGCAGACAUUAAACAGCCUUUCAUAUUUCAAGAUCCAAUAGAGAGCCACGCUAUCCCUGAAUCUGAAGCACAGGAGGGGCCAAAGAUAGAAGCAGUUUACACACAAGAGGAGUCCUUUGAGCAGGAGUGGUGUGCAAGUCUAAUACAGGUUACAGGGCUGCCAUGUGUUAAAGAUGAAGACGUCCCUGAACAGGAAUGUGUUCCUAUUAAAGAGGAAUUCAUAGAACAGGAAUGUGUCCCCAUCGCAGAGGAACUUCCUACUGAAAAUAAUGUCUGUACACUUGAGGAGAACAACAAGCUGGGAUCCAACCUGUGUGAUGAUUCUCCAUCUGAAUGUGAUCUGGGAUUUGGAGCUUCUAAAGUAGAUGAUGGAGAACACGACUCCACUCCAUCACCCCAGUGCAAAAACUCUUCUAGAGGCAAACCACAGAGCAAGAAGCACAGAGAAACGACACCCCAAGAAGAGUAUGUGAAGACAUUGAGAACUCACUCAGUUACAAUCCCUUCUUUACAAGACAGACACCCACUUACUGUGGAGAGUACAGAGACGCCACAUUCUGCAUGUUUUAACAAUUCUGAAACCCAGGGCAGCUUGAAGACCUUGCCUCAUUCUGUUAAAGGUGGGAAGAGUUCCUGUCAAUUAGACGCUCCUGAAACUCACAAGGGAAACCCCACAGGAGGGACUACGUGUUCCUGGGCUGAUUGUGGGAAGAGUUUCAAUCAUAUAUCACUGCUUAAAAGACACCAGCGCAUUCACACAGGAGAGAAACCUUCCCACAUACAUUCCAGUGAUAAGAGUUUCACACAGUUAGGAAAUCUUCAUUCACACCAGCGCAUUAUCACAGGAGAGAAACCUUAUCACUGCUCUGAGUGUGGGAAGAGAUUCAGUCACAUAGGAAACCUUAAAAAACACAAGGCCAUUCACACAGGAGAGAAACCUCAUCACUGUGCUGAGUGUGGGAAGAGAUUCAGUCAGUUAGGAAACUUUAAAAUCCACCAGCGCAUUCACACAGGAGAGAAACCUUAUCACUGUGCUGUUUGUGGGAAGAGAUUCAGCCAGUUAGGAUACCUUAAAAAACACAAAGCCAUUCACACAGGAGAGAAACCUCAUCACUGUGCUGUUUGUGGGAAGAGAUUCAGCCAGUCUGGAGACCUUAAGAGACACCAUAAAAUUCACACAGGAGAGAAACCUUAUCACUGUUCUGUUUGUGGGAAGAGAUUCAGCCUGUUUGGAAACCUUAAAGGACACCAUAAAAUUCACACAGGAGAGAAACCUCAUCACUGCCCUGAGUGUGGGAAGACAUUCAGUCACAUAGGAAACCUUAAAAAACACAAAGCCAUUCACACAGGAGAGAAACCUCAUCACUGUGAUGUUUGUGGGAAGAGAUUCCGCCAGUUACGAGACCUUAAAAGACACCAUAAAAUUCACACAGGUGUGUAAUCUUCUCCCUGCACUUAGUGUGGAGAAGUGAAGUCAGUUGCAGGUUCUUACAGGACUCGAGAACAUUCUCAGAAUUGCAGACGCUUGGGGACACCUAGACAACAGGAGUGCAUUUGACUAAAUACAGAAAUAUCUACUGAAAACAAAAUAAUAAACCUGCUUGAUAAACAGGGUCCCCCCUAAUCACAAUCUGUUCAGAUCAAAAGCUCACAGACUCAAAUAUGAACGAGUACGUCUUGUAUUCAUCGUCUUGUUGAGCAUUCGGAUUGUGUUACCUCACAUUAGUAAUAUAUUAAAUAGAUGUGUUAUUAUGAAUGCACGUUUCUCUUUCCUUUCUCAUGCGUUGCUCAGCCUCUUGCAUUGGGUUCUGUGGAAACUUCCCCCGAUACCACGGUGACUCUGCGGUACCUCAAGACACAGCACAGUGUACUGCAGUUAUCAUGCGGGCAGCUUGAAGUGUAAAGCAGUACUGUUUCCAGCAGGGGGCACCAGAGAGCUUUUAGGAACGUAAUGGGCUGCAUACCAUUGCUUCUUAACGAGAUGAUUUCUGCUCAGGAUGUGUUUAAUACUGCCCUCUCUCUCUCGGGUACUCUAUUAACAAACGCAGGUUCUGUGUUUUUAAUAUCAAUUUGUUGAUUGACAACGAGACUACUAAAGCAAAUAAAAUCUAUAUUAAAAAUGUUUUGCUGCCUGUAUUAAAUGCUGUUUUAAAGAUGUUCAGUGUCUUGUAAAUCAAGGAUUUCAUUUUAAAACUCCAGUAAUAAAUACCGUAGAUGUCCUUGUUUCUGCAUUUCUUAUAUAUACCAUGACUGGAGCAGCUUUUUAAACUGCUGUCUGAUCAUACAAGCGAUCCAUGUGCAAUCAGGCAUAUAUUUUGUCAUUAAGUAUUCUAUAGCUCUGUGGUUUAUACAAAUAGUUUUUACAUGUUUAACUUGAUGUUGCUUUGAAGCCCGUUUCAGUUCAUCGCUUUCCUGUAAAAUGUUCCCCGCUGUUACAAGUUUGUUAUAACUUUUUAUUAUUUAUGUUUUUGGAAAUGCACUCUUGUUAGAUAUUUUAUGAUCUGUAGUUUGAAGUCGUUAUUAUUUGUAGUGUUUUAGAUUGCAAGGUUGUGAGAUUUUAAACAGCAAUCUCACACGCCUGCAUGGAAGUUAGAAUCAGGGAUGGAGGAUUUAUAAACUGCAGAAUCAGGAAUGGAAGACAGAGCAGGAAUUUUCAAUACUUGGAAAUGGGACUUUUAGCAACAAUGCCUCCAUCUUUUGUUUGAAGUAGAUUAUGAUUAGCUGCUCCACAGCUUAGUAUGCAGCUCUGUACUGAAUCCACAAGUUCAUCGCAAUUGACCCAGAUGGUUGUCAUUGCUGGCUUCAUUAGGAGCACUAGGCACUGGGAAAUGUAGUUCUGAUGCCAUUUUAAAAUCCCAGAACUACAUUCUCUUUAACAGAUUUGCAUAAGUGCUGUGCGCUUC
Molecule: messenger RNA, 3655 nt
Organism: Acipenser ruthenus (sterlet)
Lineage: Eukaryota; Metazoa; Chordata; Actinopteri; Acipenseriformes; Acipenseridae
Product: zinc finger protein 79-like
Exons: 3
Coding region: 514-2193 (559 amino acids)
Biological process (GO): regulation of transcription by RNA polymerase II
Molecular function (GO): RNA polymerase II cis-regulatory region sequence-specific DNA binding; DNA-binding transcription factor activity, RNA polymerase II-specific
Source: RefSeq, a predicted model, not a curated record